AGAAGCGUGCGCUGAUUGGCCGCGAGUGUGCGUCUCCAACCUGAUGGGAAGUACAGGGCGCUCGUCCUUCCACCUGAGCUGCGGGAUGGCCGGCGGAGGGCCGCGGCGAGGCCCGGUGUAGGAUGCCAGCCCUACGGCCGAGUGCUCAGGAUGGUUCGCCCGAGGCCGCGGCUGUUGGACUUCACCAAAACUCCUUCACAUCUUCAGUUUAACAAAUACGUCCUGACGGGCUACCGGCCUGUGUCCACUGCUCACGAGUGUGUGCGGAGUCUCUUUUACAUGCACAAUGAGCUCGGCAAUAUCUACAGUCAUGGUAUCCCCUUCUUCCUGUUUCUGGUGCUGCUGCCCUUCAGCAUCCCAUGGAGGGAGGUAGAUAGCAUCUGGAUCGGCGUGGUCCACUACCUGGCCUGCCUCAGCCCCACGGUGGGCUCGGUGGUCUACCACGUGUUCAUGAACCACGUUGGCGGGGAGCACGUGUACGACACUCUGCUCUCGCUGGACAUGUUUGGCGUGUGCUUGGUGAACACGCUGGGCGCACUUCCCAUCAUCCACAUCACGCUCCUUUGCUUCCCGACGGUGCAGCAGGCCGCCCUGCUGGUUUACAUCUUCCUGUCGGCCUACGGCAUCUACUGCGCCACCACGGCUCGCACCAACGUCCUGCGCCUGCGGGCCUUUGUGUGGCAGGUCAUGUUCCGCUUCAGCCUCUUCCUGUUCCGCGUGUAUGGCGGCGGGGCGGGCAGCCCCGACUCGCUGCGCCUCUUCGUUAUCAUGGACUCUUUGGCCGUGCUGGGGGGGCUCGUCAACGUGAUCCAGAUUCCUGAGCGCUUCGUCCCAGGCCUCUUUGACAACUGGGGUAACAGUCACCAGAUCAUGCACGUCAUGGUUAUCUGCUCCAUCAUUUACCUCCACUGGGGAACGCUGGAGGAUCUGACCUGGAUCAAGGACUACCAGUGUCCUGCAGAGUGAACCCCCAACCAACCCAUUCAACAAGCUGGGUUGAUAGAUUUGACUUUGAGGCAGCAGAGAGAAGAAUCGAGUUUAACCCUUCAAUACGAGUUGAGAGGAACUUGACCAAUUUUGACAAUAUUGGUGAGAAUCUUAAAUAAAAUAUAACGAUUAAUCAUCCAUUGAUAGACAGGUUGUUAAAUUUAAAGACCUGUAGCUUAUAUUUUGUUCAAAAUAUCUUGGCCUGGGCCAAAAGUAAGCCCUUAACAGUAUGUAAGGGUAAAAAAAAAAGCACUUUAGCCCUGUUGGCACGAACGGGGAGCUCUUCUAAUGUGAAUUCCAUUGUACAUGUAAAAAUCCAUCUUACUGGAUUUGUACAGUAGGUUGUUGAAAUGCAGCGGUCAAUUUAUUUUUUAAAAAUGGCAUAAUAAAGUAUAUUUUUACAUCUUU
Molecule: messenger RNA, 1395 nt
Organism: Hippocampus zosterae (dwarf seahorse)
Lineage: Eukaryota; Metazoa; Chordata; Actinopteri; Syngnathiformes; Syngnathidae
Product: progestin and adipoQ receptor family member 4-like
Exons: 3
Coding region: 151-966 (271 amino acids)
Cellular component (GO): membrane
Molecular function (GO): signaling receptor activity
Source: RefSeq, a predicted model, not a curated record